UAUCAGAUCUUGGGUGUGACCAAGUCUGCAUCGAUCCGGGACAUAAAGAAGGCCUACAGAAAGCUUGCUCUGCAGCUACAUCCCGACAGAAACCAAGACGACCCAAAAGCUCAAGAUAAAUUUGGACUUGGGGCAGCUUAUGAGGUUCUCUCAGAUGAGGAGAAAAGAAAACAGUACGACGCAUACGGAGAAGAUGGACUCAAAGAGGGUCAUCACGGCUCACACAACGACAUUUUCUCCAGCUUCUUUGGAGACUUUGGGUUCAUGUUUGGAGGAAACAGACAGCAGCAGGACAGGAACAUCCCCAGAGGAAAUGACAUCAUACUUGACCUGGAGGUCACGCUUGAAGAGGUGUACUCUGGGAACUUUGUGGAGGUCGUUCGUAACAAGCCCAUAGCCAGAGAAGCUCCCGGAAAGAGGAAGUGUAACUGCAGGCAGGAGAUGAGGACGACGCAGCUCGGACCUGGACGCUUUCAAAUGACUCAGGAGAUGGUCUGUGACGAGUGUCCAAAUGUGAAGCUGGUUAAUGAAGAGAGAACCCUGGAGGUAGAAAUCGAGCAGGGAGUGAGAGAUGAGAUGGAGUACCCUUUCAUUGGAGAAGGUGAGCCUCACAUCGAUGGAGAACCUGGAGAUCUACGAUUCAGAAUCAAAGUGUUAAAACAUCCAGUGUUUGAGCGCAGAGGAGACGACCUUUACACCAACGUCACCAUCUCCCUGGUGGAGGCGCUGGUCGGAUUCAAGAUGGAGAUCGUACAUUUGGACGGACAUAAGGUUCACAUAGAGAGAGAUAAGGUCACCAAACCCGGCGCUCGGAUGUGGAAGAAAGGAGAAGGUCUGCCAAACUUCGACAACAUCAACAUCAGAGGUUCCCUCAUCAUCACCUUUGACGUGGAGUUUCCUCAGACGCAGCUGGACGAGCAGCAGAAAGAGGGUAUUCGGAGCCUCCUGAAGCAGGGAUCUGUACAGAAAGUUUACAAUGGACUACAAGGAUACUGACACAGCAGCAGACACAGCCUGGACUAAGUUAUCUGAUUCAUCGCUCAGCAGGAGGGCCAGGGUGUAUUUAUUAUUUUCAGAUUGUUCUCAGGAUGGCUCGAACCCACUUCAGCUUUUACGUUUUAAUGUUCUGCAGGCCAACAGCAGCGGCACAUUUAAUGCAGACGUGUACAAAUGGAAA
Messenger RNA from Labrus bergylta (ballan wrasse), 1177 nucleotides. NCBI's taxonomy places the organism in Eukaryota, Metazoa, Chordata, Actinopteri, Labriformes, Labridae. The record is from RefSeq and is a predicted model, not a curated record.